Molecule: messenger RNA, 1680 nt
Organism: Caenorhabditis elegans
Lineage: Eukaryota; Metazoa; Nematoda; Chromadorea; Rhabditida; Rhabditidae
Gene: grl-16
Product: Ground-like domain-containing protein
Exons: 5
Coding region: 55-1416 (453 amino acids)
Source: RefSeq, marked reviewed
CAUUCGACGACAGUUACUCAGCAUUCCAUUGCGAUUUCUGCCUUCUCAAAAACGAUGAGAGUCUUGGUAGCCGUCUUAUUGGCCGUGUCGCCUGCGUUAGCGUGUAUCGGAGGUGCCGGAAGCGCCGGUGGAUGUUGCCCACCAUCCCAGCCAUCGUGCGGAGGAGGAGCUCCACCAUGCUCUAGCUCGAGUUACGCAACCGGAGGCGGAGGCGGAAGCUAUGCCGCCGCGCCUGCCCUUCCACCCCCACCACCACCACCACCGGCACCAAUCGGUGGAGGAGCCGGAUAUGCCGCUCCAUUCGGAGGACCUGGACCAGUCGGAGGAGCCUCGUACUCCCAGGGACCACAAGGAUUCGGAGGACAAGUCGGUGGAGGUGCCUACCAAGCUGGUCCAGGACCAAUCGGAGGAGGAGCAUCUUCGCACGCUGGAUCGCAAGCUGGACCAUCAUACGCUGGAGCUUCCCAAGCUGUCGGAGCAUCCUCAUACGCUAGAUCCCAAGGACCAAUCGGAGGAGGACCCUCAUACGCUGGAGCUUCCCAACCAGCCCCAGUCGCCCCACAAGGAGGCUACAACGCCGGACCAUCUGCCCCAGUCGAGCAAGUUCAACAAGGAGGAUACCAAUCGGGACCAGUCAGCUCUAUCCAGGUGACCCAAGUCUCUCAGGGAGGAAACUACCAAGCUCCACCAGAGCACCAGGCUGUUCAAGUUGUCGAGCAAGUCGCACCAGUCGCCACAUACACCCAGGGGCCAGUCCCAACACCAGUCGAGCAGGUCGUCGAGACUGUUGUCGAGCCACAGCAAGCACCAGAACCAGAACAAGCACCAGAACCACAGCAAGCACCAGAGCCAACCGUAGUCGAGACUGUCCAAGAGGAAAUCGUUCCAGAAAUCGUCGCUGAGACUGAAGCACCAGUCGUCGUUGCAGAGACCGAAGCCCCAGCCGUCGUUGAGACCGAGGCUCCAGUUGUGAUCGAGGAGACCGAGGCGCCAGUUGUCGUUGAAGAGACUCCAGCUCCAGUUGUCGAGGAGACUCAGGCUCCAGUUGCCGCUGCCAAGGAGGAGAGCACCUAUGAUGAUAUUGUUGAGGAGCAGCCAUCCACCGCCACCGAGACCGCCACCGAGCAAGUUGAUACUGUUGAGGAGACCAACGAAGCUGUCGAGUACGCCGAUGAGGAAGGAGACGAGGGAAACUGCGACGAUCCAGAGCUCCGCGCCAUCGUUGAGGCCGCUUUGAAGAACGAGAAGGACAACCUCGAGGCCGCCAGAAAGAUCGAGGGAGACGCCUCGGCCAAGUUCGGAGGACGCUUCAACGCCAUCGUCUCCGACGCCGAGUUCGCCUACGUCAACUGGUACGGAAAGAGAAACUGCCAGCUGAGAUACGAGAACCGUCACUCGCUUACCUGGGAGGAUUAAGCACAUAGUAUUUAGCAGUUUAUUUUUCAAAUAGUUCCUCGCGUCGUAACUUAUCUGUUUUUUCUUCAUCUCACCAACUCCUCAUUAUUUAUGCAUGGUUGCUCAGGCUCUCUGGCUCAUUUUUCUCUCCAUAUUUUUGUUUGAUUUUCUUGGGUUCCCGCCGUUGCCAUUCCCCUGACAAAAAAUAUGGUCGGCAUUUGUCUGUACAAAUUGAAAAAAAUGAUGAUGAUGAUUCUUGAAUAAAGAAUUCUAUAUUUUUGAAAU